UUCCUCUGACCAACCUGGCAACCCUGCACGUCGCCCACCUCCCCCUGUGCUAGCUCCUCAUGCUAACAGCCUCCUCACACAUACACAACCCUCUACACACUGUGUGUUCUUCACCCACUCCCACUGUGGAGAUGCAGGGACUCGUGGAAGUCAGUUCAAGUCAACGUCCUGGCUUUUAAUCCGCCAUGAAUCCGGGAUCAUCUGCAUCUGUCCUCUGCCGAUGUGGAACCGCGACUAAUCAUUUACCCGAGUGCAACACAAGUGCCAGUGAUGUCGAUAGAAACCGACCCGGACGUGGCGACAGAAGGGACUGUGCUCGAGAUCCGAGCAUAUCUGAGACUGAAUGGGAAAUAGUUUCAGUACAGAUUCAAACUGGGGAGGAGGAGAGUCAAGAAGCUCCUGAGGUCGCAGUUCAGACAAGAGAAGGAUUCACACUUUGUCCUGGUGACAAGGACGAUACCCCUGCAGCAGAAAAACCUGGAUCACCACACAAGAUUUGGAGGAAACAGCUCAGAACUCGAAUGCAUCUGUGCCAAAAGGCCAAGAAACACCGAAGUGGAGUUAAACCGUACAAAUGUGUUCACUGUCGGAAGCGGUUCACCUUUCAAAACCCUCUAAUCCUGCACCUACGAAGUCACUCGGUGAGGAAGCCGUUUGUCUGCCCGGUCUGUGGGAUGAACUUUUAUCUGAUGAGACACGUCAAGUCUCAUUUGACCAAACACACUUCAAAGACCAGCGUCAUGUCGAAGGUACAAGAGGAGGCAGAGACAGAAAACUCAGGAGAAGAAUGGGAUCCGACCAACUCUGAGCUGGAUCUCAGUUCACAUCAGUCACAAGACGCCACAUCAGAGAAAACGCUCCAGAGCAAGAGAGCUGCAGAGAUUAUUUACCAUGUUGAGCCGACUCCUACAAUACCGGCCCUGGAUCACAGCCCAGCACCUGAAGGACCAACUCCAGAACGGCUGGAAUCUGAGGAUGAACAGCCUCUGGAAAAUCCUUCAGUGGAGCCGAGACAAUACCAGGGGCCGCACAGACCCAAGAAGAAGGCCAACUGUCCCACCUGUGGAAAAGUCUUCCCUCACAACUCGGGUCUGAGGCGACACCUUGUGAUUCACUCGGGCAAAAAACCAUACAAGUGCUUCAUAUGUGGAAGAGGAUUCACCCAGAGUGGAAACCUCAAAACUCACAUGAAGGUCCACAAAGGAGAGGUAAAGAUUUGGUCAUUAGUUCGAGAGACUCUCCCGAAAGCCGCUCCUGUGACCGUUCAUGUGUGUGGAGAGUGUGGGAUGGAGUUCCCUCAGAAACAACAGCUGGAAGACCACAGAGACACUCACAAAAAGCCUUACGCAUGUCCUGACUGCACCAAGACAUUCAAAGACAAAUAUUAUUUAAAACAGCACAUGCGCACUCACGCCGUAGAGCCAACUUUUCUCUGUUCGGAGUGCGGAAAGAGCUGCAUCUCCGCAGGAUCUCUCCGAAAACACGAGUUGACGCACACUGGAGAGAAGAAUUUCCAGUGUGUCCAGUGUGGGAGGACAUUUGCACAAUCCUCCCACCUCAACGUGCACCUGAAAACUCACACCGGCGAGCGACCUCAUCUCUGCUCAAUCUGCGGCAAAAGCUACGCCAGGGAUUCGGCUCUGAAAGUUCACCUACGAGUUCACACCGGGGAGAAACCCUACACGUGUGAUAAGUGUGGCAAGUGCUUCCAUUACGAUCAAGGUUAUCGAAAGCAUCUGAAGAAUCACAACAAGAAGCCAAAGCCCCCGACAAAACCUCUGGGGAGACCGAAACAGCAACCGUUAGUGGUAAACGACUUUGGACCAGCUGUGAUCCUCGCGGAGGAAGAUCCCCAAGAAAUAGGAGGUCUGAUCAACUCCGACGGGGAGGAAGUCGAAUUCUCAGAUCUCGGAGAGAGUGCCGUCCCCGGUAUCGUACUUGCGGAGUCUCCCUCAAAGACAUUCGAUCUCACAGAGAAUGAAAAACCAGCGUCUCUUCACAGCUGCUCAGUGUGCGGCAAAGACUUUCCCUACGCCUCCAAACUUCAACGCCACCUACGCACUCACUCCGGAGAGAGGCCGUUCCCCUGCUCCAUGUGCGAGAAGAGAUUUCCAGAGAAGGGGCUGCUCAUGAUCCACGAAAGGGUCCACACGGGGGAGAAGCCGUUCCCAUGCACUUUCUGCGAGAAGCGGUUUGCGAGUCAGGGGGAGCUCCGGCUCCACCGGCGGACGCACACCGGCGAGAGGCCGUAUCACUGCUCCAUCUGCCUGAAGAGCUUCUCCCGUCACUGGCACCUGAAAACACACUUAGAGGCGAUGCACUCGGAGGUCGUCGCCGGCUUCAUCAGGAAGAAGUUUCCGUGUUCGGACUGCGACAAGAGCUGCAACUCAGCGGCCGAGCUGAGGGAUCAUCAGAGGACUCACACUGGAGAGAGGCCCUACCAGUGCUCUUUCUGCGACAAGCGUUUUGCCUUGUCCGGUACUCUGGUGAGACAUGAGCGUCUCCACACCGGCAUUACACCGUACCACUGCUCUGACUGUGGGAAGACAUUCGCGCAGCAGUGGACGCUGACAACACACAUGAGGACGCACACAGGAGAAAAACCCUACAGCUGCACACAGUGCGAGAAGUCGUUUGUGGCUCCCGGGGAGCUGCGGAGACACACCAGGAUUCACACCGGGGAGAAGCCGUACACCUGCAGCGACUGCGGCAGGCACUUCUCUCUGGCAGGAACUCUCAGAAACCACAAGCGCUCAUGUACACAGAACAAAAGUGAAUCCGAUACAGGCGUCGUCUCAGACCCAGGUCCAGCUCCAGUUGGUGAAUCGUCCCAGGAAGACCUGACCGACAACAUCAGUGCUGAGGUGUCAGACACACAGAGUUCACCCAGUUCAGCGGAGCCCUGUCCCCUGGAGAGUCUCAACCGUGACAAAGCAGCUCAGUGUGAAAAUACCCAGAGGGAACCAGAGGAGCAGCAGCAGGAGGAGGAGCAGCAGGAGGCGCAGCAGGAGGUGGCAGCGUGCAGUCCACAAAUGAAUGUAAUCGUGAAGGAGGAGGAAGAAGAGGAACCUUUGUGUGUAGAAGAAGCUCCUGAGCAGAUGUCUGGGAGUGAAGAUUGUACCAUGACAGAGGAAACCGAGGAGGAGGAGGAGGAGGAGGAUGAUGAGGAGGAGGAGGAGGAGGAGGAGGAGGAGCAGCAGCAGCAGGAGGAGGAGAAGGAGGAGGAGAGCAGCACAGAUAUCAGGAUUACAGUGAAAGAAGAAGAGGAACCUGAUAACAUGUCUGAAGAAGAUCCUGAUUGUGUUGCUAGCAGUGAAAAAGACAGUCCUCCAUCAUCACCAGUGCAGGAUCCUCUGACAAACAAUCAGACAAAGAGCUCUUACUGCUGUGGGCUCUGUGGAAGAGACUGUCACAAGAUGUCCGCGCUGCAGAUCCACAUGAGAAUCCACUCGGGAGAGAAACCUUUUCAGUGCUCUCUGUGUGGGAAGCAGUUCACCCAGAAAGGUCAACUCAAAGGUCACCAGAAAGUCCACACGGGGGAGAAACCUUUCUCCUGCCCGGACUGCGGGAAGAGCUUCGCCCAUUCGGGGGCCAUGAACAGACACCGACUCACGCACACGGGGGAGAGGCCUUACCACUGCUCCGUGUGCGACAGGAGCUUCAACCAGUCCGGCCGCUUGAGGGAGCACGAGAAAAUCCACUUCGGGGAGAAGUUCGACUGCCCCGAGUGUGAAAAGAGUUUCACGCGAGCGUCGAGCCUCAAGAACCAUUUCAGGCUCCACACGGGGGAGAGGCCCUACAGCUGCGACAUCUGUGGGAGAGGAUUCAGCCGCUCGCAGAGCCUGAGGCUGCACAAACGUAAACAUGAGCUGAUACAGACUGAGGAAGAGUCUGCGUCCAGUGUGAGGAACGAUGACUUCUCACAGAGCGACGAUAACUCUCCUAUUAAUAUGUGUAUAACGGACAAAAACGACUUGUAAUGUAUUUAUGUAAACCAUACAGGUACGUGCCAGUAGUACUAUGAAAGUACAGGAGUUCAGGCAGUUGAACAGGAACUGAGCGAGAAGUAACUACCUCUGUGUAUAGACAGUUAUUAAACAUAUAUGUGGUGUUUCACCCAAAAAGUAUUUAAGCUAAAACAUAUUUAACUCCCAGAAAAGACAAAUGAAGAAACGGACACAAAACAUGUUGAGGUUCAGCAGCAGGCGACAACGAUACAAUGAUGAUGUACCACAAAUACAACUCAAUACAA
Messenger RNA from Pleuronectes platessa (European plaice), 4252 nucleotides. RefSeq names its product zinc finger protein 658B. The transcript is spliced from 10 exons. Lineage: Eukaryota; Metazoa; Chordata; Actinopteri; Pleuronectiformes; Pleuronectidae. Gene Ontology annotation, molecular function: RNA polymerase II transcription regulatory region sequence-specific DNA binding; DNA-binding transcription factor activity, RNA polymerase II-specific. Gene Ontology annotation, biological process: regulation of transcription by RNA polymerase II. The record is from RefSeq and is a predicted model, not a curated record. Bases 186 to 3980 code for a protein of 1264 amino acids. Gene Ontology annotation, cellular component: nucleus.